Anolis carolinensis (green anole) is the source of this 2887-nucleotide messenger RNA. It is a transcript of the gene cdipt, whose product is annotated as CDP-diacylglycerol--inositol 3-phosphatidyltransferase. Gene Ontology annotation, cellular component: membrane; Golgi apparatus. NCBI's taxonomy places the organism in Eukaryota, Metazoa, Chordata, Lepidosauria, Squamata, Anolidae. The coding region runs from base 278 to 925 and encodes 215 amino acids. The transcript is spliced from 6 exons. Gene Ontology annotation, biological process: phosphatidylinositol biosynthetic process. The record is from RefSeq and is a predicted model, not a curated record. Gene Ontology annotation, molecular function: CDP-diacylglycerol-inositol 3-phosphatidyltransferase activity.
AAGGCUCUUAAAGGGACCGUGUGCUUUUUUUCGCUGUUCCUAACCUAGAAAGUCUAGCGCAGGUUGCAAAAAUAAAAAGGGGGGCAUUUCCUGGUUUUCCCAGGAGGAGGGUGUGGGGUUAGAAAAGGGAAAGAGUGUGUUCCAGACACCUGGUUUCCUUGGGAGAAGAGCGGAGGGUGUUGCCUGACCUCUACCUGCUUGCCUUGGUCUUUGGGUCGGGCAGGGCUUGCAAGGAAGACGCCGAGAAAUACCGAAAACAGCAGGAAGUGACAGCAAGAUGAAGCAAGAAAACAUCUUCCUCUUCGUCCCCAACCUCAUUGGUUAUGCCCGCAUUGUCUUCGCUUUCAUCGCUUUCUAUUUCAUGCCAACUUCUCACCUGACGGCAUCCUUCUUCUAUCUGCUGAGUGGUUUCCUAGAUGCCUUUGAUGGCCAUGCAGCCCGGGUCCUUAACCAAGGCACCCGCUUUGGCGCCAUGCUGGACAUGCUGACGGACCGCUGUGCCACCAUGUGCUUGUUGGUGAACCUGGCCAUGCUCUACCCUGAAUCCGCCCUCUGGUUCCAGCUCAGCAUGAGCCUGGAUAUUGCCUCCCAUUGGCUCCAUCUUCACAGCACAGUGGUAAAAGGUGGAGAGAGCCACAAGAGCAUCGACUUGUCAGGGAACUCGAUCCUGCGAGUCUAUUACAGCUCCCGGCCCGUCCUCUUCAUUAUGUGUGCUGGUAAUGAACUCUUUUACUGCAUGCUGUAUUUGCUGUGUUUUGGUGAAGGACCAGAAAUCUUUCACACCCAUGUUGGUCUCUACCGCCUGGUGCUGUGGGUCUCUUUCCCUAUCGCCAUCAUCAAGAGCCUCAUCAGCCUCAUCCACUUGGUCUCUGCCUCCUGCAACAUGGCUGCUUUGGACGUUGCUGAACGUGCAAAAAGGAUAUAGCCCUUCCAGGCUGCAGUGUAGGGCUGGGAGCCAAACGCCCCUCAUCCUUCCAAAGCAGGCAUGGGCAAACUUCGGCCCUCCAGGUGUUUUGGGCUUAAGCUCCCACAAUUCCUAACAGCCAGUAAGCUGGCUGGGAUUUCUGGGAAUUGAAGUCCAAAACACCCGGAGAGCCGAAGUUUUCCCAUGCCUGUUCCAAAGGGACCGGCUGCCAACCUUCGCCUCGACAGGAUGAGACCUCUUUCCUCCGAUUAACCACUCCAGCUGUGCAGUUCGUGCUUGCUGUCAUGAUCCCUGUCUUCCCAAAUGCUUUGUGGUCUGUCUGGGAUGACGGGUUAGGUCCAGCCUCCUCCCCCUGACUUCCUCCAUAAGCCUCAUAAUAUUUUACAUUGUUUUGGGGGAAAGUAGCUGCUGGCGAAAGAUUUGCCGCAAGUUCGGGUUAAAAGGGAGGAAUUUGGCCCAUCGUUUUAAAAGGCAGCUAAAUAGACACUUUUUAGGGGGAUUUUGAAAACCUUGUACUGCUGAUGUUAUCCUUUGAGGGGAGCCAGAUUCAGCCAUGAGAGAAGUCCUUUGUUUCCCUAAACUGAGCAAGAUUAUUUCCCCAAGAGGGGCAUAUCAUCCCCAUACCUUUCCAACUAUAUCUGAUAAUUCAUUAGCAGUUUUUCCUAACUAUACAAAUAUACGUAUUUAAAACAACGUCCUUAUAUGUCCUUAUAAAGUACUGCUGCCUCUUUGGGAUUCUCUCUGGCUGUGCGUCUCCCUUUGAGCUGAUCAUUCAAGUUGUCUUGGCAAAAAUGUGUCAAACCUCUGCAUGGCCAGAAGGAAACUGUUACUUGAAACAGCUUUCUCCCAAUAAUGCUUUACUUUUGGAAUGUAUAUUACUUGCUUAGUCACUGUCAGCUGUCUUUGUUACACGACGCUAUGUGGCAUGGUGAGCCUAGGAAAAGCCAUACUUGCGGCCUGGACGUUGAAGGGUUAUUCUCUUGCACAUCAUUUUAAGAUGACCAUAGUUGGAAUCGGAUGUUCCUCUUUUGUCAAUCAUGUAUUUGUAUUUUUGGAGAAGGGUAGUAGAGUCUGACAAUUGAUAAAUAAUGACCAUCUUGCUUACCCGGACUCCAUUAUAUUUACUUCCAUGGGAAUCAUUUGGCCUUCCAAAUAUUGUUGCUUUGCAAGUCCAGUGUCACUAAUGGUAAGAGAUGCUGGGAAUUGCAGUCCAACAACAUCUGGAGGGUUGAAGUGGAGCUUUGCUUGCCACAAAACUCUUUUAAGGGGAGAACGACUUUCCCCAUACAAGAUAUCCCAAUAUCUUGAGAUAACAGGAGCCUCAUCUUCUGUACUUGUUUACUUCCCUUUUGUGGUCCAACUUUGUACAACAUAGUUCCAUUUCCCAUGUGGUUUUUAUCAAAGAUGACUAGGUUUACUACUGGUAUGGUGGCCAUCUUAGACCUAACCCAUUCCUUAAGAUUUCCCUCAUUCCCCUUUCCACACAAGCCAGAUUAUUGUAUUUUCAGUAGGAUCUGUGGGCUGGAGCCAUAGAAGAGACGGAAAAGGGGUGAUGACUGAUGAGAAACAGCAGGUUUAGGAUCUGGGCUGGGAUAUCCUGGGAUUUGGGGGCUGCACUGAAGGAGAGCUGAGUUGCCAUUCAUGUAUUCAUAUAAUAAGCCAAAUUAUGUAUUAUCUUGCUGCAGAACCUCUUAUACCAAAGUAGGGGUGAAGCACCUAUGUUGAGCCACUGAUUUUCCUUGCGUACCUACAAUGUCCCACACUGUCUCCUGCAGGUUUGGGGCCAGAGUUACUUGCCAGUCCUUCCCUCGUGAUGUCACCACCAACACCCUCACAACCCCAAAGUAUGUGUAAUUUAUACAUUGGUUUUUACCAGUUUUUGGUGCAAUAAGAGCUUUCUCUCUCUCUCUUCUCUCUCUUGCAGAGUGGGAUUCGCUAUAAUAAAGACCAUCUGUAUCACCA